AUGCAAGUCACCUCGCUCCUCCGAUUCUCCGGCGUCUGCCCAUUCUUGGGCCACUCCAGCCCCGCCACCCUUCGGGCCAUGGCCAACACCACUCACACCAACGGCUCGGCUCUCACCCAGUCUGCCUUGGGCUGCCCCAUGAUGGGCCCCAAGCUUGCCACCAUCUCCGCCUCUAGGAGCUACGCCAGCGUUGCCGGUGCCAAAGAGGUCGCGCAGAUGCACCAGAGCCAGAAGCCUGCUUCCGAACAGCCAGCUGCGGCCGAGCCUGCUCAAAGCUCCUCAACCAAGGCUGUUCACGCCAAGUCUGUUGAUGCCCGACGAAACGCUGCCAAAGCUGGGGCCUACGACUACCAACGUUUCUACGAAAACGAGUUGGAGAAGAAACACAAGGACAAAUCAUACCGAUACUUUAACAAUAUCAACCGGCUUGCUGCCAAGUUCCCUGUGGCGCAUACCGCCAGUGUCAAGGACGAGGUGGACGUCUGGUGUGCCAAUGAUUACUUGGGCAUGAGCAAGAAUCCCGUGGUAGUGGGCACGAUGAAACGGACUCUCGACCGCUACGGUGCUGGUGCUGGUGGUACCCGUAACAUUGCGGGUAACGGAGCCCUCCAUCUUGCGCUUGAAGACGAGAUCGCCUCGCUUCAUCGAAAAUCAGCGGCACUCGUCUUUUCAUCCUGCUACGUCGCAAACGACGCUUGUCUUGCCACUCUCGGCUCCAAGCUCCCUGGCUGUGUCAUCUUCUCCGAUGCAAGCAACCACGCAUCCAUGAUUGUGGGUAUUCGGCACUCGAACGCCAAAAAGGUCAUCUUCAAGCACAAUGACCUUGCCGAUCUCGAGGCCAAACUCGCGACCGUACCCAAGGAGGUGCCCAAGAUUAUCGCAUUCGAGAGUGUCUACUCCAUGUGCGGUAGCGUCGCUCCCAUCGAAGCCAUCUGUGACCUCGCCGACAAGUAUGGCGCCAUCACUUUCCUCGAUGAAGUGCACGCUGUCGGCAUGUACGGUCCCAGCGGUGCCGGUGUCGCCGAGCACCUCGACUAUGAAGCCCACCGCGCCACGACCGACUCUCCCGAGCCUGUCAAGGGUAGCGUGAUGGACCGUAUCGACAUUAUCACCGGUACCCUCGGCAAGGCCUACGGUGUCGUCGGUGGAUACAUUGCGGGUUCUUCCGACCUCGUCGAUGUCGUCCGCUCCUACGCGCCCGGCUUCAUCUUUACCACCUCCCUCCCCCCUGCCAUCGUCGCCGGAGCUCAGGCUUCUAUCGCUUACCAGCGAGAGUCUAUCGCCGACAGGCGAUUGCAGCACCUCAACACGCGAGAGGUCAAGCGUCAAUUCAAGGACCUCGACAUUCCCGUCGUGCCCAACCCGUCGCACAUCAUCCCCGUUCUCGUGGGUGAUGCCGCCCUCGCCAAGGAAGCGUCCGACACGCUCUUGGCCAAGCACAAGAUCUACGUCCAGUCGAUCAACUAUCCCACCGUCCCCGUGGGCGAGGAACGACUCCGUAUUACUCCCACUCCCGGUCACACUACCGAACAGAUUGCGCACCUCGUCUCGUCUGUCAACUCUGUCUUUGAAAAGCUCGGCUUGAAGCGCAUCGCAGACUGGAAGGCUGCUGGUGGCAGGGCCGGUGUUGGGAUGGCGGAGGAUUUGACGCCCGAGCCUGUCUGGAACAACAAGCAGUUGGGCCUCGAUGAUGGGUCUGCCCCGCAAAUGUUGAGCAAGGGCGCCAAGGGCGCGGUCAAGGACAAGGCUGUGGAGGUUGCGCAAAAGAGGUUGACUCAUUUGCUCGGCCCCGAGGCUGGCCCUGCUUUGAGCGCUUCUGCUUCCGCUUCCUUUUAG
This is a messenger RNA of Cryptococcus wingfieldii CBS 7118, 1836 nucleotides long. Its product is annotated as 5-aminolevulinic acid synthase. Gene Ontology annotation, biological process: heme biosynthetic process. NCBI's taxonomy places the organism in Eukaryota, Fungi, Basidiomycota, Tremellomycetes, Tremellales, Cryptococcaceae. The transcript has 3 exons. Gene Ontology annotation, molecular function: pyridoxal phosphate binding; 5-aminolevulinate synthase activity. The coding region runs from base 1 to 1836 and encodes 611 amino acids. Gene Ontology annotation, cellular component: mitochondrion. The record is from RefSeq and is a predicted model, not a curated record.